GGAGCCAAACCAGAUGACCCAUAUGAGGUCGCUUUCGAGUUUCUACAUUCUAUCAAUUCUGCAACAAAUUAAAUAUUUUUAUCAUCUAAAUACACAACAAAUGGCUACCCGUAGCAAACACGCAAAUUCAUAUUCAAGACAACAAAUACAUCAUAAUCUCCUCAACGCCUCGAUAUUACCAUCUCUCUCUCUCUCUCUAUACACAUGUUGUGGUUGUGAAUAAAUUCGUAUAUGUACAUUUUUCAUAAUUCCGUAUAAUCAUUAAAAAAAAAAAAGAUUUUCCACUCGCUCUAGUCCUUAAUAAAUACCCCCAACCAUAAGUCCAUGAACCCUCCCUCACUCUAAUUCACGCUCACCUUUCAUUGUGAAAAAUAACAAAAAACAAAGAUCUUGUAAACUCAAACCACACACAACAAAAAUCCUUUUGAAGAGAAUGGCGAUGAAAAAAGCAAACAAGCUAACGCAAACGGCGAUGAUCAAGCAAAUCUUGAAGAGAUGCUCGAGCUUGGGAAAGAAACAGAGUAAUGUUUACAGUGAAGACGAAAACGGAUCUCCUCUUAACGUGCCCAAAGGUCACUUCGUCGUGUACGUCGGAGAGAAUCGGGUCAGGUACGUUGUGCCCAUUUCGUUUUUGACCCGACCUGAGUUUCAGCUUCUUCUCCAACAAGCUGAGGAAGAGUUUGGCUUUGAUCAUGACAUGGGUCUCACUAUCCCUUGUGAAGAAGUCGUUUUCCGAUCUCUCACCUCCAUGCUCCGAUGAACAUAUCUUCUUAGGGUUUUAAAAUAUUUUAGUUAUAUAUUUUGGAGACAUGAGAUGUUUUAGGAGAACAGAGGAAGCUGCUGAGUAAAUGCUUCUCUGUUUUAGCAAUUUUUUUUUAAUGUUUUGCUUAGUAUGGGUUUAGUAGUUGUAUUAGAGUGAGACUAACCCUUAGAGAAAAACCUAAAUGAGAAUGAUUACUAUUUUUGGUUAUCUUCUCAGAUUUACUCUCAUGGUGGUGUGGUAAUGUGUACCCUGUGAGAGACUUUUUAAUAUUUGAUGAAUGAGACUUUUAAUAUCAUCAAAGCCUUUGAUUUUUUUACUUAAA
Molecule: messenger RNA, 1085 nt
Organism: Arabidopsis lyrata subsp. lyrata
Lineage: Eukaryota; Viridiplantae; Streptophyta; Magnoliopsida; Brassicales; Brassicaceae
Product: auxin-responsive protein SAUR50
Exons: 1
Coding region: 434-760 (108 amino acids)
Biological process (GO): response to auxin
Source: RefSeq, a predicted model, not a curated record